AUGAGCCUUAUAGGUCACUCCUCCUCCAGUUGCACAGCCUGUUGUCAAACAGUUAUAUCGGAAUAUCGAAACCGUGGAAUGGAGUUCAUACUUGAAGCAAUUAAUUAUCCUACCUACUUAGAAGAUGUAACUGGACUAACCGAGUUAAUGAAAUCAGCCACCAAAUUCUCAUUGGAGACAGAUAAUGAAGAUGAAUUUUGCUGGCUCUCUUCAUCACAUGGAACUGAAGGACCCGUUGGCGAUGCCCUAAAAUGUGAGUUCAAGUUUUCACCUGCUGAUGCAAGUCCACUGAAAAGUAUAUUAGAAUCAGAUUAUAAUAUGGAUCUGAAGGACAAUAUUGAAGGUCUGCCAAUUCUUGAUGGUGACAAAAAAACAUCUCCUUUUGAUAUAAAACUGAGGUGUGAAAUGGAGGUUGAUCUUGACGCAAUUCCUACUUCAUUGUCAACAUUUGGGGAAUCAGAUAUGACGUCGGGUAUUACAGAUGACUUGAUGCCUGAACAAAAAAUACAAGGGCACCAGUUAAAGCAACCAGUUCAGCCCUGCAUAGAAAGAUUAAAAAGCAAAAAUCAAUAA
Molecule: messenger RNA, 573 nt
Organism: Vicia faba (fava bean)
Lineage: Eukaryota; Viridiplantae; Streptophyta; Magnoliopsida; Fabales; Fabaceae
Source: the annotation of a GenBank genome assembly